UCGAGACUUAUUGUUUAACAGGUAGUUGAAAUGUCAAUUAUUACUCUUUCUACUACAGUCGAAGUAAAACAUCAUACAUUUUUCUGCAUUCUGUAGAAUUUUUUGUUGUAGGUUAUUGCAGGAUAUUACUUAGAAGGAAUCAAAAUGGUUGGUGGUUGACCUAAAAGUGUAAGGUGUGAUUUAGGUACCGAAAAUAUAAUAAUUGAGAAGAUGCCAAAAUCAUAUCAUGAAUUGUUUAUCCAAACUCCUUCUUCUAAACCAUGUUUUUUAUAUGGAUAAAGUGUGCAUAAUCAAAGAAUAGAAGCAUGGUGGUCUAUUUUGCGAAAACAUAAUACACAAUUUUGGAUGAAUUUUUUUCAAACGCUGAAAGAUGAAGAUUAUUUUUGUGGUGAUUUUUUGGAUAAGUGUCUCGUCCAAUGUUGUUUUAUGAGUAUGAUUCAGGAGGACCUCAACGAAGUUGUUACGGAGUGGAAUGUACAUAAAACAAGUAAAUCUAGAAAUAGUAUAGCACCUACUGAAAGACCUGCAAUAAUGUUCGACAUACCGUCUCUAUAUGGAGCAAAGAACUAUUGUGUUGAAAUUCCAAAUUUUUCUGUUGAUGCCCUUUCCGAUCACUGCACAUUCAACGAAUAUCCAUGUGACAAAGACAUAUUAUUUGUGCAGAAUUUUAAUUUCAGAAAACAGAUACCCACCAGUGAAAGAUCAUAAUUUAG
Molecule: messenger RNA, 713 nt
Organism: Psylliodes chrysocephalus
Lineage: Eukaryota; Metazoa; Arthropoda; Insecta; Coleoptera; Chrysomelidae
Source: the annotation of a GenBank genome assembly